AUGUCUCAUUCAGACCCAGACGCCGGUAACACCAGGCCCAUCACCAGCAAUGCUGCUAUGGCACCUACCGCAUCCCAAGGCAAUAGUGCACUUCAGAUGUUUCGACCCUUCCAAGCUCUUGUUGGAGAACUCAGAAUCCAACUGUAUAACCACUGCCUGUCUCCAAGGGUGGUUAGGAUAACAGAAGUUGGAAUCCCGAUUUCCGUCCAGGGUAUGGAUCCGGCCGGUAUGCCUAUAACUGUUAUGGCAUACACCUCUAGAAUGGAGGUCAUUGGGGCUUCAAUGCCCAGUUUAUUCCAUGCUAUCCCAGAAGCAAAACACUCGUUGAUCAAAGCUGGACGAUACAGAGCGCUUCUUACAAUGCAUGGAACUAGCCAUGCUGUAUAUUUCAACUCAGACCUAGAUACGACUCGACUUGAACGAAAUCAAACACCUCUCUCUCCCUCUAUUUCUUCUGCGCAGAUUCGGCCCGUGGGCCAUCCACAAUCUCCGCCAGCUCAGAAAGUUGCAGUCAAUGAAGCUCACUGCAUCAUUCACCGACCGGCCCAGACGAGGGAGCACAUUUAUCCUCAGUCUCUACUUCGAGGAGAGGACCGUCAUUUCCCCCCAAUCCUCAACCCUGAUGGGGAGAUAGAGGUGGAAGGAGAGCAAAGACAAUCAAUAGUGCCGAAAUAUAAUGAGGAUGGAGUGGCCCACUAUGGGCAUGAAGCAAUGCGCCGCGUCUUCCAAAAUAUCGAAGAUCCCGACGAGCAACAAGGCCUCAUGGCUCUUUUGGCCGACCUAGAACAAAUUGACGCGUUUGCCAUGAAUGUGCGAGGCUACCGAGUUAGCCCAUCACUCGGCCACGAGCAGAAUGGAGGUCCAGUUCCUUGGGAUGUUUAUAAUAAGGAUGCUGAUAAAAGUGAAACCCUCAACCCACGCGUUCGUCCAAGCUCCCAAGUAAACACAGACACCGGUGGGGAAGCCCUCGACUUUAUGUACGCCAAUCUCCAACAGAGAUUUCGAGACACAGUUCUGGACAUUAACGAAAUAUUGAUUGAUAUGGCUCUGGAACCGCGACUAAUGCCAAGUGUGGCAGCGGAAAUGCGCUCCGUGAGAUCUUCUGCUUCGACACCUUCACUGCGAUCACGAGAAGGGAGCGUGAUGAGGAUAGAUGCGCCAGGAGGAAAUGUGAGAGUUGUUGUAAGAGUGAGGGGUUUCCUCCCUAGAGAAAUGGAGCGAGGCGCAGAAUGCCUCAUCGAGAUGAAUCCUGUCAAUCAAGCGACUACAUUGCUGGUACCGAACGAUACAGAUCCAGCCAACACGCGGUCAAAAACACGUAAAGUCAUUGAGGAAAAAGCAUUUACUUUUGACAAUUCCUUUUGGAGUCACAACAAGGCCGACGAGCACUAUGCACAUCAGGAGGAUGUCUACAACAGCCUGGGAGAGGAGUUCCUGGAUCAUAAUUUCGAGGGAUAUCACACGUGCAUCUUUGCUUAUGGCCAGACUGGCUCUGGUAAAAGUUACACUAUGAUGGGCACUCCAGAUCAGCCGGGCCUGAUUCCCAGAACCUGCGAAGAUCUAUUCCAACGCAUCGAAGCUGCGCAUAACGAAACACCCGACAUCUCCUACAACGUUCGAGUUUCCUAUUUCGAAGUGUAUAAUGAGCAUGUCCGCGACCUCCUCGUCCCAGUCCAACCCAACCAACCCCCCUAUUACCUCAAAAUCCGAGAAUCGCCUACUGAAGGGCCUUACAUAAAGGACUUGACCGAUGCUCCGGUUAAAAACAUCUCCGAAAUCAUGCGAUAUAUGAAGAUGGGGGAUGCGAGCCGUACGACGGCGAGCACUAAGAUGAAUGAUACGAGUAGCAGAAGUCAUUCGGUCUUCACGAUUAUGCUCAAGCAGAUCCAUCAUGAUAUGGAGACUGAUGAGACCACUGAGCGCACCGCACGUAUACGACUGGUAGAUCUUGCUGGGAGUGAGAGAGCCAAGGCUACAGAGGCUACAGGCGCCCGCCUCCGUGAAGGAAGUAAUAUUAACAAAUCUCUAACGACACUCGGCCGAGUAAUCGCCGCCCUUGCUGAUCCGAAGCAGCAGCGACCUGGCAAAAGGAGUAAGGACGUGGUGCCGUAUCGUGACUCGAUUCUAACCUGGCUGCUCAAGGAUUCGUUAGGAGGGAAUAGCAAGACUGCCAUGAUCGCCUGUAUUGCUCCUUCAGAUUAUGACGAAACCCUAUCAACUCUACGGUAUGCAGACCAAGCCAAGAGAAUCCGUACCCGAGCAGUCGUCAACCAAGACCAUGUCUCAGCGGCUGAGCGUGAUGCCCAAAUUGCGGCCAUGGCCGAAGAGAUCCGCGUUCUGCAACUCAGCGUGUCGGACAACCGACGGCGGGAGAAAGAAGGCAAGGAACAGGAAGAAAAGCUCGAGGAAUACCAGAAUAGAGUCAUCAUGAUGCAGCGUAUGAUGGAAGAACGGAGCAUGGUGGCAGAGGGCAAAAUCCGCAAUUUACAGACCGAGAAUGAUGCCCUGAGACUACACUUGAAGCUUGCCCUCGACAGUCUGAAGAAUCCGAUUGAGGUUCGCAGCGCAAGGAAUAGUGUGCAAGGUGGGGCGACGCGGGGCAGUAUUUCCGAAUCCCAUGAGAGGGACCCAAUAGGCAACGAUGCAGAAAACGGCAAUGAUGAUAGAACAGAGGUGCCAGAGUCGGAAUACUACGAUGAGGAUGAGGGAAUUGACGUUGCUGUCCACGAAGAGAAGGCAAAUGAAGUGCAAGGCUUUAUGAAAGAAUUGCUCCAAGACCUGAAUAUGUUUAAGAAGAAGAUUGGGGAUGAUAAGUUACGGUUCGUUACAGCUUCAAAAGCCUUUGGGGCAAGGCUCGUUUGA
This is a messenger RNA of Venustampulla echinocandica, 2862 nucleotides long. RefSeq lists its product as uncharacterized. The coding region runs from base 1 to 2862 and encodes 953 amino acids. NCBI's taxonomy places the organism in Eukaryota, Fungi, Ascomycota, Leotiomycetes, Helotiales, Pleuroascaceae. Gene Ontology annotation, molecular function: ATP binding; microtubule motor activity; microtubule binding. The record is from RefSeq and is a predicted model, not a curated record. The transcript has 5 exons. Gene Ontology annotation, biological process: microtubule-based movement; mitotic spindle organization.